AUGAUGGGGUUGGUAUUGACUGGUUUUGCGUUUGUUGUAUUAGUCCUUACUAAUGUUUGCGCUUUGCUGAUAUCCUUUUUUUCCAUCUUUUUGUUUUUUCGUUAUUUCCUCCUAUGGUUUCCAUUCUGUCGCGCGUUUAGUUCAGUUCUGUUUGUUUCGUUUGGCUCUGCUCAGAUACCUUGUGCGAUAUACAGACUGCAGUAUUUGCUUCUAUUGGAAUUUCAUCAUAUGACUUUGAUUUUAAUUGUCUCUACUAUGGAAUGCAUCUUUGGCAUGAUUGGCUGGAGAGAAAAGGGAUCAUGGUGGUAG
Messenger RNA from Colletotrichum truncatum, 309 nucleotides. Lineage: Eukaryota; Fungi; Ascomycota; Sordariomycetes; Glomerellales; Glomerellaceae. The record is from RefSeq and is a predicted model, not a curated record.